CACACUCCAGCACAGUAGGGGGCGGUGUUUGCACCUCUCGGCCGGUUAAAUAAAAUCUAAAAGAAGAAAGACAACAACAGCUGGUCAGCCAUCUCCGUAGCUUGCUAACCAACAUAGCGGAACCGUCCCAUCUCUUUAGACGCUUUCUGGUAUAUGAGCCACUCUGUUUUGAACACAUUUCUGUCGUUUAGCUAAUUAUCUCAUUUAAUUUCCUAUUUACCUUGUUAUUAGUCAGCUAGCUGGCUUGUUAAGUUAGCAUUAGCCUAGCUAGCUAACUGUUAGCUAACAUCCCCCGACCAUGAGUUCACCAAGCUACUCUCCUCCUGAUGAAGAGGAGGGGGUCUGCUGGACGGAGAAAGAGGGUCUGUGGCUGAAUGUUGUCGUGAAAGAGGAGAAUCAAGAGGAGGCUGUUACAGUAAAACAAGAAGUAGAGGAAGAGGAGGAUGUUACAAUACAAAAACAAGUAGAGGGUGAGGCUGUUACAGUGAAAGAAGAAGAGAAAGACGUUUCAGUGAAAGAAGAGGAAGACCCGAUCAGAGUGAAAGAAGAAGAGGAGGAUGUGACUGUAAAAAAAGAGGAGGUUGCAGUUUUUGGAGUGAAGGAGGAGAAAGAGGGAGAGAUAACUGUCAUAUUGGAAGAGGAGUCAGGAGAUCUGAUUAACACCGGAGAGAGACUGAACUAUCGUGGCUCCUCUGGGGAGCCUCAACAACCUUGUGACGCUGAAGAGGCAGAGACUAGUUUCUCCAGAUCAGAACACCUCAAGAAACACCAGCAGAGACCGUCAGGGAAGAAACCUCACCGCUGCUCGGACUGUGGGAAGAGUUUCAUCUCUUCUUCAGAUCUUAAAAUACACCAGAGAAUCCAUACAGGAGAGAAACCUUACAGCUGCGCCGACUGUGCAAGGAGUUUUACUACACGUAGCCAGAUGAUAUCUCAUCGGAGAACACACACAGGAGAAAAACCUUUCAGCUGUGAUCGAUGUGGGAAGAGUUUUGCUCAGUCAGGCAACCUGACAAUUCACCAGAGAACACACACAGGUGAGAAACCUUACCACUGCUCUGACUGUGGAAUGAGUUUUACUACCUCAGGUGGACUGAUAUCACACCAGAGAACACAUACAGGAGAUCAGUGUGGGAAGAGUUUUCCUGCCGCAAGGAACCUGAAUCUAGUUCACCAGAGAGGACACACAGCUGAUCUGACUGUGCACCAGAGAAGCUACACUGUAGAGAAACCAUACCAUUGCUCAGACUGUGGGAUGAGUUUUACUACAUCAAGUGGACUGAUAUCACACCAGAGAAUCCACACUGGAGAGAAACUAUACCACUGCUCAGAUUGUGGGAUGAGUUUUGCUGGAUUAGACAAACUGACUAUACACCAGAGGUUACACACAGAGAGGACUUUUAGUUGUGAUCAAUGUGGGAAAAGCUUUGCUGCAGCAACAAACCUGAUAGUUCACCAGAGAACCCACACGGGAGAGAGGCCUUAUAGCUGUGAUGAAUGUGGGAAGAGAUUCACUCAGUCAGCACACCUGACUGUACACCAGAGAACCCACACGGGAGAGCAGCCUUAUAGCUGCGAUCAAUGUGGGAAACAUUUUGCUUUGCCAGGAAACCUGACUGUACACAAGAGAACACACACCGGAGAGAAACCUUACAGCUGUGAUGUAUGUGAGGAUAGUUUUGCCACCUGGACUGCCCUGGCUACACACAAACGAAUCCACACAGGUGAGAAACCGUACCACUGCUCCGACUGUGGAAUGAGCUUUACUUCCUCAAGCGACUUGAGAAGACACCAGAGAAAACACACAGGAGAGAAGCCUUAUAGCUGUGAUCAUUGUGGGAAGAGCUUUAUUCGAUCAGACUCCCUGGCAAAGCACAAGAAAAUACAUGCAGGAGAGCCACAGAGUGUAGAAUGAUCUCCAACACCAGACCUGGGUAGUAGAACACAGAGUGUAGAAUGAUCUCCAACACCAGACCUGGGUAGUAGAACACAGAGUGUAGAAUGAUCUCCAACACCAGACCUGGGUAGUAGAACACAGAGUGUAGAAUGAUCUCCAACACCAGACCUGGGUAGUAGAACACAGAGUGUAGAAUGAUCUCCAACACCAGACCUGGGUAGUAGAACACAGAGUGUAGAAUGAUCUCCAACACCAGACCUGGGUAGUAGAACACAGAGUGUAGAAUGAUCUCCAACACCAGACCUGGGUAGUAGAACACAGAGUGUAGAAUGAUCUCCAACACCAGACCUGGGUAGUAGAACACAGAGUGUAGAAUGAUCUCCAACACCAGACCUGGGUAGUAGAACACAGAGUGUAGAAUGAUCUCCAACACCAGACCUGGGUAGUAGAACACAGAGUGUAGAAUGAUCUCCAACACCAGACCUGGGUAGUAGAACACAGAGUGUAGAAUGAUCUCCAACACCAGACCUGGGUAGUAGAACACAGAGUGUAGAAUGAUCUCCAACACCAGACCUGGGUAGUAGAACACAGAGUGUAGAAUGAUCUCCAACACCAGACCUGGGUAGUAGAACACAGAGUGUAGAAUGCUCUCCAACACCAGACCUGGGUAGUAGAACACAGAGUAAUGAUCUAUUUGUAAUCUAACUAUUGAUGUCAUAGUGUUUGUGUUCAACUUGUUUCAUAAUAAUAAUAUAAUGUAUAAUAUUGUAAAAUCCUACAACUUUUGACAGCUCUAAUGUCAAAUGAUUUUUAAUUUUGUAAAUGGAACAUUUAUAGAAAAUGUUAUAGAUGGAGGAACAGGACAAUAAAUGGGAUGUUUUGAUGUAGUUGCUCUCCAAAAGCCUGAGGAAGUUCAUGUUGGAAAAGUAGGUAUGAGACAUAUCAUGUAGCCUCGGCUCCAGGUUUCAUUAUUGUAAUCUGUUUUCACAGCUACUAUAAAAAUCUCGAAUAAAUUAAGUGCUCUUUCCAAACAUCCCUAUGACCACAAGACGUUGACAAUACGUCUUAUUAAUGUAUUGUGCUCACUGGGAUGUACAGUGUUCUACAUGUCAUAUUGUUGUCAUGUUAUGAUCUCAUCUUUUUGUCUGUUUGUUUUAUAAAAAUGAACACCAUAGGGUCAGAGACGGGGGAGAGAGCGAGGGUCAGAGAUGGGGGAGUCAGGGGUGGGGGGUCAGGGAGGGAGAGGGUCAGAGAGAAAGCGAGGGUCAGAGGGAGAGAGCGUGUUUUUGGUUGUAAAUACUUUCUGCCACUAAAUGUCAUGUUGUUGUCAUGUGUUAUGAUCUCUUAAAUUUUUUCUGUUUGUUUUUAUAAAAAUGAACACCAUAGGGUCAGAGAGAGGGGGGGAGUAGG
Molecule: messenger RNA, 3307 nt
Organism: Oncorhynchus kisutch (coho salmon)
Lineage: Eukaryota; Metazoa; Chordata; Actinopteri; Salmoniformes; Salmonidae
Product: zinc finger protein 883-like
Exons: 2
Coding region: 299-1915 (538 amino acids)
Biological process (GO): regulation of DNA-templated transcription
Molecular function (GO): RNA polymerase II cis-regulatory region sequence-specific DNA binding; DNA-binding transcription factor activity, RNA polymerase II-specific
Source: RefSeq, a predicted model, not a curated record